This is a messenger RNA of Elgaria multicarinata webbii, 1229 nucleotides long. It is a transcript of the gene FAM181B, whose product is annotated as family with sequence similarity 181 member B. Bases 11 to 1228 code for a protein of 405 amino acids. The record is from RefSeq and is a predicted model, not a curated record. Lineage: Eukaryota; Metazoa; Chordata; Lepidosauria; Squamata; Anguidae. The transcript has a single exon.
AUCGCCGGCGAUGGCCGUGCAAGCCGCAAGCCUCCACCCGCACCACCAUUUCAUUCCCUUUUGCUUCCCGGCGGCGUCGGGGCUGGGCGACUUCGUCGACCUGGAGAAGAGCUACGAGGACGGCGGGGCGUCGCUGCUGCUGGGGGGCGCCGGCGCCGCCGGAGCGGGGAGCGACCCCGGGGAUUUCAAAGAAGCCACCCGCGACCUGCUGAGCUUCAUCGACUCGGCGUCCAGCAACAUCAAACUGGCGCUGGACAAGCCGGUGAAAUCCAAGCGGAAAGUCAACCACCGGAAAUAUUUGCAGAAGCAGAUCAAGCGCUGCACCGGUAUGAUCGGGGGCUGCGGGGCGCCGGCCGCUCCCGGGAGCCAGGAGGCCGCCGCCGCCGCCGCUGCUCCGAAUCACAGCAAUAAUGGCAGUAAUAGUAGCGGUCCUGCACAUAAGCGGACGCCGGUUGCCGCCGGGACCGCGCCGGUCCACGCGUCGGCCUCUGCGCUGCCACCCGGCGGCGGCGCGGCGCACUGCAAGCCGCCGGCCAAGCGCGAAGCCAGCGCGCUGCAGAGCAAGAGUUUGGCGGCGCUCUUCAACUCCUUGCGGCCCGCGGGGCCGGAGCGGACGGGCGGAGGAGGAGGAGGACCCGCCGGACCCGCCGCCGGAGGUGGAGCAGGACUGGGCGGCGGCAAAGAAGGCGGAUCGGGGCCCUCGGCCGCGGCUGGCGGCAAGAAAGUGCCGCUGCGCCACCGCAACCUGCCGCUGUCCUUCUUCACCGAGCCAGCCCCGAGCCGCGUCGGCGGGGCGGCAGCGCCCAGCCCCGCCGGCCUGAAAGACCCCGCGGGGCCUGGGCCGGCCGAGGAGCUCUUCGAUUUGCUGGCGGCGCCCGACUACGGCGGCCUGCUGCCCCCGGAGCCGCCGUCGGAGCCGCCGUCGGGCUUCCCCGGCAACAGGCUGCAAGCGUCGGAUCUGGGCCUGGAGCCGGCGCUCUUCGAGCCGCUGCACGCGUUGCCGCACUUGCUGUACCCCGAGAGCCCCCUGCGCCCCCUGCCGGCUGCCCUGUACGCCGCCCCGUCGGACCCGGCCGCCGAGGGCAGCCCGGGGGCGGCGGCGGCGGCGGCUCACCUACCGGCUGCCUUUGCGCCCUUCUUCGCCGAUUGCCCCCUGCCUCCUCCCCCUGCGAUGCCUUACGAGUACGCCCCGGGAUACAGCAGGGGGGUGCCUUAUGCCAGCCUUUAGU